AGGUAGUAUAUGUGACAUAAUCCUUCAGACGGGUGUUUGGUAUGCGUGCUCGUUGCCCACGACCAACUAUAGGAUCCGGUGUGGGUGCUGCCUCGUUGGCAGUGGUUGGUGCCUCGUCGGGUAGAUGGUCCGUCAGUGCAGUACUGGUGCUGCCUCCAGUGCUGGCAGCGCUGGAGAUCUCGCCCGCUGCUACGGGUGCGGUGUCUUCAGUUGCUGGAAGGGGCUCCGACGCUGGGUUGUCGGUGGCGGCGUCAAAGACCGUAGGUGCUGCAGCACCAGAUCGUCUUGGGGGCCGUGUGAUCAGAUCCUCCUCCAUUGGUAAUGGGCCGUCCGACACUGGAAUUGGUUGAUCGGUCUCUUUAUUUGAAAGG
This is a messenger RNA of Cuscuta campestris, 371 nucleotides long. The record is from the annotation of a GenBank genome assembly. NCBI's taxonomy places the organism in Eukaryota, Viridiplantae, Streptophyta, Magnoliopsida, Solanales, Convolvulaceae.